GCGCUCGUGAUGGACGGGAACGGCUGGACGAAGGUGCUGGCUCUCUCGGCGCACGAGCGGGAGGCCUUCCGUGAACGGUCGCGUCGUCCAGGAGCUGUGGCCCCCGAGCCUGGCGAGACCAUGGGCGAGGCAGAGGCGGCUGCUGGCACUGGCACGCCUCGCGCGGACGGCGGCCUGGACGCGCUUGCGGCCAGGCCCAACGGCUCCCAUCGAGGAUCGCCCGGCCCCGCCGUCAGCAACGACAGCGACGUGCGGACUCCGGGCCGUCGACUUCGACGCGCAGGGGAAGAGGUGCAAGGCUGGCCGCUCGACGACCCUCCCGCGGCCGUGCACUUCUGCGCGCGCGUGGAGCGGGCAGGACGGGUGCCUUCAGGAUGGUUGGACAAGUGGUCUCAGAGCAAGAACAUCGCGGUGAGCGACCUCGUGUACUACGAACUCAGGACCAUCAUCGAUGCUUUGGAGUAUGCUGGGAGCUACGACCAAGCUCUCGUGGAUGCAGAUGAGAAAAACCCGAGCAAGCCCUGCUUUGAGAACGCGAAGUACUUCUCGGGGUUCAAGAGCUCGUCCAAUGCUGUGUCGCCUGAUUUGAAGAACUUCGCGGCUCGCAAGGCGAAGGGGGAUACCGAGGUUGAGAAGCAGCGGCAGAAUGUCAAGGAGCUCCGAGGCAAGACCGAGAGCGGAAAGACCAAUGCCGAAGGAGGAAGGAAGUGA
Messenger RNA from Prorocentrum cordatum, 711 nucleotides. The record is from the annotation of a GenBank genome assembly. NCBI's taxonomy places the organism in Eukaryota, Dinophyceae, Prorocentrales, Prorocentraceae.